AUGGGCUCUACAGAUCCGACCCCCCACGCCUAUCCCGUCCCUCCAGCGGGAGUGUACUGUCCUGCCGUCACUUUCUUCGAUCCUGCCACCGAUACCUUACUCCCAGACAAACAAGCGCAAUAUUAUUCCUACCUCGCCAGUUCGGGGCUGAAAGGACUCGUCAUCUUGGGCACAAAUGCAGAGACCUUUCUGCUUACCCGCGACGAAAGAGCUACGCUCCUGCGGUUGGCACGAAAGUCCGUUCCUGAGAACUACCCCAUCAUUGCCGGGGUCGGAGGGCACUCGACUGCACAGGUGCUUGAGUACAUCGCUGACGCCCAUGCUGCCGGGGCGAACUAUGUCCUCGUGCUCCCGUGCGCAUACUUCGGCAAGCAGACCACACCUACCGUCGUCCACAACUUCUACGCCGCCGUCGCGAAAGCCUCUCCUCUUCCCAUCCUCAUCUACAACUUCCCUGCCGUGUGUAAUGGCCUCGACCUGGACUCGGAUGCUAUUGCGGCUCUGGCGCAAGAGUUUCCGAACAUUGUUGGGGUCAAAUUGACCUGUGGUUCGGUGGGAAAGGUCACACGGCUGUCGGCCACCUUCCACCCCGAGCGAUUUGCGGUGUUUGGUGGGCAGUCGGAUUUCUUAGUCGGUGGCCUGGCGGCUGGAUCGGCCGGUUGCAUUGCUGCCUUUGCCAACAUAUUCCCCAAGACAGUCGUCAAAGUCUUCGACCUGUGGAAAAUGGGCAAACAUGACCAAGCGUUGGCACUGCAGAGAUUGUCUGCUCAUGCCGAGAACCCCACAAAAGCCGGGAUUGCCACGACGAAAUAUGCCGUGAGUCAGUUCAGUGCGAAGAAAGCCGGAGUUCAAGGCGAUCUUGAGGCCAUGCUGCGACCUCGGCGACCGUAUGAAGAGCCCGGUGAAGCGGUCAAGAAGAAGAUUGUUGAGGUGAUGUUGCCCGUGGACGAGAUCGAGAAGACACUGUGA
Messenger RNA from Fonsecaea erecta, 969 nucleotides. RefSeq lists its product as hypothetical. The record is from RefSeq and is a predicted model, not a curated record. NCBI's taxonomy places the organism in Eukaryota, Fungi, Ascomycota, Eurotiomycetes, Chaetothyriales, Herpotrichiellaceae. Bases 1 to 969 code for a protein of 322 amino acids. The transcript has a single exon. Gene Ontology annotation, molecular function: 4-hydroxy-tetrahydrodipicolinate synthase activity.